Thlaspi arvense is the source of this 414-nucleotide messenger RNA. The record is from the annotation of a GenBank genome assembly. NCBI's taxonomy places the organism in Eukaryota, Viridiplantae, Streptophyta, Magnoliopsida, Brassicales, Brassicaceae.
AUGGCUGGAGAAGAGCAAAAACGCAGAUGGAGCCUUCAAGGCAAGACCGCACUUGUCACCGGUAGUACCAAAGGGAUUGGGCAUGCUAUAGUCGAGGAACUUGCAGGAUUUGGGGUAAUAGUACAUACGUGUGCUCGAGACGAAGCUCAGCUCAAUGAGUGUUUAAGUGAAUGGAAAAAGAAAAGGUUUCAAGUUACGGGUGUUAAGGCUAUUGGGCCUGAGUCCAGUGAAACUGCAAAAUCAGUGUUGGGCCUUUACAAACACCCGAAGCCCAACACGGUCUCUGCUUCUGUAACGGUUCCUUCUGCAACGUCAACAUCAAGCACAAGACACAAGUCUUUUCCGUACAAGCCAGCUGUGACUGUGGGAAUCAGCAAUAGAUUUGAAACCCUAAGAUUGUGUGAUGGAGAAUGA